Branchiostoma belcheri (Belcher's lancelet) is the source of this 1583-nucleotide messenger RNA. Its product is annotated as sialidase-1-like. Gene Ontology annotation, cellular component: membrane; lysosome; cytoplasm. Gene Ontology annotation, molecular function: exo-alpha-sialidase activity. The record is from RefSeq and is a predicted model, not a curated record. The coding region runs from base 1 to 1182 and encodes 393 amino acids. The transcript has 6 exons. NCBI's taxonomy places the organism in Eukaryota, Metazoa, Chordata, Leptocardii, Amphioxiformes, Branchiostomatidae. Gene Ontology annotation, biological process: ganglioside catabolic process; oligosaccharide catabolic process.
AUGGCGCCCACCUUGUACCCGGAGUUGUUCAUGUGGCGUGUUGUGGUCUUGUUUUGCGCAGUACUGAGCGGAACUCCUGACUGUGCACGUGUGUCGGCGAGAAAGGUAAAUCCAAAGAUUGUGUCGGACGUGACCAUCUGGACCAGCGGAGUGGAAGGGGAGAUAGCCGGGUACAGGACACCCUUCAUGACCUACACACCUAACGGCACCAUCCUAGCGCUCGCCGGGGCCAGGAAGUACAACAAAAAGGACAACGGAAAGAAAAUUAUAUCUCUGAGAAGAUCUACUGAUAAAGGGGUGACUUGGACUCCGACGGCGUUUUUAGUCGACGACGGGUACGACCAUGGAGUACUGGGCGCAGGCACGGCAUUCGUGGACGACGAUUCCAACACGACAUUCGUGAUGUUCAUCCACUGUCAGUUCCGGUGUGCUGUCCCCUCUGUGCUGCUGAUGAAUAGCACGAAUGACGGGGUGACCUGGGGACAGCCUCGGAACAUCACCCCGCAGCUACAGCCGGGCGUCGUCUCACAUCCAAGUCCGGGGUACGGAAUAAGGAAACGUUACGAGCCCCACAAGGGGCGUCUGGUCGUGUGCGCGCACGGGCGCGGGCCGGACUGGGGCCUGAGCCUGCUGCUGAGCGAUGACGGCGGGCGGACCUGGCGGACAGGCGCGUUCGUAGCCAAAAGACCCUGCAACGACUCGUGUCGAGGAGAAAACCAACAACAUAUGUUUCAACUAGGAGAGUGCCAGCCGGUUGAGCUCCCAGACGGCUCUCUCCUGGUGAUGACGCGAAACGAGCUCAGGUGCACCUGUCACUGUAAAGCCUUCCUCACCAGCCACGACGGCGGGGAGAGUCUCCCGAUUAGCAGCCUCCGAUUCGACCAGACGCUGAUAGAACCGCCAACUGAUGCGGGGCUGUUGUUCAGUGACGGGGUUCUUUACUUCACCGGGCCUAACAGUUCGUCAAAACGGCAAAAGAUGACGUUAAGAUGGAGUUAUGACAACGGCACAAGUUGGGCGGGGGAACUGCCCAUCUGGGAGAAGGCGGCGGGGUACUCCGCGGUAACCAUGCUACAGAAGGACCCUGAAGAUAAAAAUUAUCUCUAUGUUCUGUAUGAAAAGGGAUUCAGCAAGACAGGGACUUCCACUGCGGCCAUAGCCUUCGCAAAAAUACAACUGUAGCUGUUGCAAUGUUGUUUAAUUUCGCUACAAUGUGACAUACAGUAUAAAAGAUUAUAACAUAUCAUUUCAAGUAAUGGAGUAGAUAAAUGAAUGAAACAAUUGCUUUAUACCUUUAGCAUUUCAAAAGUAUGCUCAGUUUCCUAGAGAAUAUUGUUUUGAUGUAACUUUAUAUUGGAAUUUGAGGCUUUCAUUUGUCAUCACUUGUAUCAAUGUCAUUCUUCACAUUAUCACCUGAUGUCAUCAUAUUACCAUUCAUAAAUUCCAACCGGUAAAUUGAUAAUUGUACAAAAAGUGUGAUUAUUAGUAAAUGUUAUAAUCAUUGCUUGUUUAUAAACGCUAUGGUUUAAGUAGCUAUGCCCUAUUAAACUUAAUUUUUAUUCGAAGUUCGACUAUACUAUGUU